Neurospora crassa OR74A is the source of this 4420-nucleotide messenger RNA. RefSeq lists its product as hypothetical. The transcript has a single exon. The record is from RefSeq and is a predicted model, not a curated record. The coding region runs from base 131 to 4228 and encodes 1365 amino acids. Lineage: Eukaryota; Fungi; Ascomycota; Sordariomycetes; Sordariales; Sordariaceae.
ACUUCACUUCACAUCUCAUCAACGACCACUCACUUCGAUACAUCCACUCAUCUGUCGAUUCAUGACAAGACCUCCAUCCUGAACAAAUCCAGUCCAUCAUGUCCUGGAUACCGGACAUGCCGCCGUGACAAUGGUUGCCUCGAGCCUCUGCCGCGUGGUGGCGACUGCAUGUGCACGACGACCAGCAACAUGGGUCACGUUCAAGUCGGCCGUCAUCGUCCGCCAUCCCCUUCAUCAAAUCCGCAUGCACUCUCACCACCGCCAGUUUCUGCGCCCAACCACGGCUUCAUCUGCCCCACGGCCGGCCGUGACGGAACAACCAGACCGUCCCUCCCAAACUCCAGAGGACGGCAAAGAAGUCGUGUCUCUUCCUAGACGCCUCACACGCACCAACCCUCUGAAUAUGACAGCUAUGGCGAAAAAGUGGCAAAAUCUCCGAAGGGCUACAAGGAAAGCUCUGAGGUGCCUCACUGAUACCAACAAAUCCCAAAAACAUCGUGAGAAGGCGAUCCAAGUCCUGGCCCGCUCCUACGGUAUGAUAUGGCACUUCCACACAAACAUCAAGCGCCAUACAAUCGAAUACAGAGACUUUGCAGUUUGUCGUAGCGCCGCCGUGGACGUUACCAAAUCUGCAGUACGGGCCCGGGAAGCCCUGGAGGAGGCCCAGGUCAAAUUCGACGAGGCGCAAAUGGACCUAGACCUUGCCCAGGCUCAAGCCGCGGAUGCCCAACAUGUAGAACUCAAGGCUGAGCAUGUCAGAAACCGUAAAGCUGCGCUUUUGGCGCGAGAAAAAGAGUUCCGAGAGGCCGACGAGGCAAUUCUGGUGUCAUCAGGCAUCUCCCUCAACAUACCAUUUCCAAAGCAGUGCAGACAAGCGGAAAUCAAGGGACAGGACUAUGAGUGGAUGCUUGGUGCCAUUGAUGAGAUACAAAAGUAUCGCGAUAUGUUACUCACGAACAUUAAGCAACGCCCCGCUGCCUCCGUCGUUGCAGACAAACUCAACCGUUCCCGCAAGGCAGGGACAAAAACGGCGGCGACGCCAGUCGAGCAAUCGGGAAACAAAGAGAUAGAGCAACUGAUCGAGGAGGAGGACGAGGCAGGGCAGGACGUUGAUAUGGAAAGCAUCAGAGAGCAACCUGCACCCAUUCAAGAGUAUGAGGACAAGCCCGAGCGCGUCCAAACCCUCGAAUCGUCUAAGCCUUACCAGCGCCCGACCAUCAGACUCACUGAGGCGACCGCCAUUUCCAAGAAGCCCAUCCAGCUCAAGGAUUCCCUGGCCGACCACUACCCCAUCAUUUCCUUUCCCUUCAAAGUAACCACAACCGUCAUGUUGACGCUCCAUAAGCUGUUUGAAGAGUGUUGCUACCAAUUUGCCCUCGUACACAUCCCCCACCACCUGGCCGAGCAAAAUUGGGACUGCCCCGAAGCCGUCGAGUUGAGCACGUGGCACAAGAUCUUCAGCGAGCUGCUCCAGACCGAUGCCGACCAUGUCUUCGCCUUCGACACGGGCUCCACGUUUGAGACAACUGUGCCCGCGAGCCGCCGCGUCAUUUAUGUGAACAACCACCUUUUCACCCUCAAAGACAUUCGCAACCAGGCAGUCCAUCCUAGGCCCCUCAACCCCAUGGCGCUGCCCAAAAUACUCCGCCGCGCCGGCGAGCUCGCGCGCCUGUUCCGCGACCGCCGCCUUCAGCAGGACAUCGAGCGGCUCUCCUCCGAGAUCAACCGCGUUUUGACGGCCGUGAAGACCCGCCGGGCCGAAAGCCUCAAGAAAGGCCGUACGUAUGAACUGUACCGCCAGAUCGUGGCAGACAAGGUUGCCAUCCAGCGUGUUCGGAAUCUACUGGCCGACCGACAAGUCUCGGCCUCCUCAGAAGAGCACUGGGCCGCGUGCACCAUGUUCGAAAAAGACAUAGAAAGCCUGUUGGAGGCGUUACAGGUUGCUAUUCAGGCAGAUGAGGAGGCCAGACUCGAGGCCGAACUCCCGCCGCUCGUCGAGAUGGCAGAAAAGAUGGCCGCGGAGGUGGAAAAGAGGAACGCGGAAAUGCAGCUAAGGCUGGAGGCGGUGCGCAAGUCGAGAGCGGACAUGGUGCUGAGGAAGAUGCAGUUUUUGUUGAGCAAGCAUGCGUGGAGAAUGAAGACCGACAGGUUUCCGUUUAUGAACCUGUCGGAACGGAAGAGGGAGCUUGGUGGUGUGGGUUCGUCGCCUCUUCCAUCGGCUGAUGAGCAGGGAGGGCCGCAGGAAAAGCUUGAACCGUAUGAGCGUCAGGGGCAUCGCGAGCAACCGGACGAGAAAACCGGUUUUGGACCACCUGGUUUGACCAAAUCGUCCUACGCGUACAGAUCCAUCAUCAGGAACGCCUUGACUCAGGAUUUACGGAGAGAGGAGCGCGAACUCGAACGCGAGCAGGCCAACGCCGAUGUUGAUGCGCACGCCAAUGUCACGAGCAUGUCUGCCGACGUGGAACGAUUUAGGCUAGGAUCUGUAUCCUCUCUACCAGGGGAAGAAGAGUGGUAUGACGAGGCUAUGAGCGAGUCCGAAAGCGGCGACUGGGGCCCAGACGGCUACCACAUGACUACCAGCGGGUUCUUCGAAAUGCUGGAGAAGAGGAAAAGGCUACCCUUGGAAGAUUCCAAGCAGCGGGCGAUGAAGGAGAUGGCGGCUGCGGCGGUGAAGGCGACAAAGGCGGAGCAGGAAGGGGAAAAGGAGGAGGAGCAAGUUGACGCCGGAGAACGCCCUCGCACGACAGCAGCUGAUGAGAUCAUGUUUAACAGUUUAAUGGAUAAAUACGAGGCUCUGUGCGAGGAAGUUCUCGUGAAGAAUGAUAUGUCGCGGAGAAUCGCAUUCGAGAAGAAGUGCGUUAGGCAGAGAAAGACAAUGGAGAGCAAGAUGAAACCGUUAAGGGAUGAGAGGAUCAUGAUACUGAAGGAGAUGAAAGUGUUGAAGGAGAAAAACGGGAGGCUGAAGAUGGAGAUGGAGAAAGCGAGGGAGGUAAAACAUCAACAGGUGGGAAAAAACGAGGAGGUGGACGACAACAAAAACGAACUCGAACCCGCCACAGCCGCCGCCGCCGCCGCCGCCGUCGAUAAAGUCGUCGACAAUGAAGCUGCGCUCAACAUGGGCAUAAAGGCACUGACGGAGUUGGCUAUUAAGGAGAAAGAAAACGCGGGAAAGUUGGAAAUCCUGUCAGCGAGAAAGGGAAGGAUUAAAAAGGUCUUAAAAAAGCUGAGAGGACUCGACCCGGCUCGAUCCGUCACCUCCGUCAAGAUCGGCCACACAGAAGAGGCUGCCAACGAUGAUCACCCGUCCAGUCACGUCGAGGUUACCGACGCCGAUGUCGAUACCAGCAUGGAGCUCACCGAGGCCGAGGCCGAGGGCUGGAGGUCCAGUAUUGAGGAGGCCGUUGACGCUGACAUCAUGGGUGCUUCUUCCUUUGAGAAUCCCAAGCAGGCAGCUAUGGAGGCGUUUCUUGCUAUGGAGGAGAUUCUGGAGGAGGCUAUGCCCGACGUCACCACUGGUCCCGAGGCUUCUGAUGAGGUUACUCCUGCCGGAGAGGUCGCUACAUCAAAGGCCUCCAUCGUCGAACCUUCCGAUACUGAGACCUUCUCCUCCUCCACCGCUGUGUCGGCCGAUCCCGAGACUGUUGCCCCCCCGGAGGAUAGUGCGGAAGAGGCAGCUAUGUCAUCAGACCUCAACGAUACCAUCAUCCAGAACGCUGUGCUUGAAAGCACACCCGUUCAAGAUGCUCCCGAGGAAGAGGCAACCACUCAAGAGAUGCCUUCAGACGAGAAGACCCCAUCAUUGUUCGUUCCGACGCCGAGACCACCGCGGGGGAGGUCUCUGACGAAUCUGGCUCUUUAUGUCUCUCGAAGGACGCAGCCAGUCGUGGGUGUGACGGAGGAUCUGAAGCACGAACUUGAGGAGGAUCUGGACGAGGGAGUGAAGGAGGUUGUCAAAGAGGAUGUGAAGCAGGAGCUGAAUGAGGACAUAGUUGAGGAUUCAAAGGAGGAUCUGGAGGAGGAUCUAAAUGAAUAUCUGGAAGAGGGUCCAAAAGACGAUGUGAAAGAGGACCUGCAGGAGGACCUGAAAGACGAGCUGACCGACGAGCUGACGCGGGAUCUAGAAGGGGAUUUGAAGGACAAGCCCAAUGAGGAUAUGAAGCCCGAGGCUGAGACUAAGGAUGUGAACAAAGAGGAGGAGGCGGCGUCACAGGCUAGAGAAAAGUAGUUUUCACAAGGAAGUGAAACCAAGGUGCCGAAAAUGGGCCAUGUCGUUGGGAUGUAUCUAUGGAAUGUGUAAGAUAUAUUUUCAUUUCGCUGUAUUCUACUUGAGUCUAGGUAAUAUCUUCACAUCUAGAGGCUUCUACAGUGGGCUUUCUACAUCUACAUAGUGGGGUCUUCAUACAUACAUACAGUUGAC